CAUGUUCGGACCUUGUGAUUUUUUUGGAUCGUGUCUUGAAAAUUUCCAAGACUUUGCUCUCGAAUUAUAUCAUUAAUCGAAAACUGGCGUUGGGGCAUUACUCUUAGAGAGGCCUGUAGCCAAAUAUUGAAGGAAGGAAGGAAGGAUCUUUACCGCCAUUUUUCAGGUUAUCAUCCCGUGCGCCAAUCACGUGGAGACCUGCCAAUGGCCAGUCUCUGUUUGAGAGUCUCUACGUGAAAAUUGGUGUCAGUCAAAACGUAUAGCGUGGCCGUUCUCAGGUUUCUCCCUGAUUUUAUAAAGAAAGCAGAUCUUUACAAAGUCGGUUAUAAAAUCAGCAAACGCAAAGAGAGACUAAAAGUUUUCGCACAAUCAACGAUUGUAUAAAAUGGAUAAAGACAUCAUAGUUACCUGUCCGUAUAACAAAGCACAUCGUAUCCGUAAAUUUAAAUUAAUGACCCAUCUUAUGAAGUGUAAGAAACAACAUGAUACACAGGACAAAGUACUAUGUCCACUGGAUAGUGGUCAUGUAGUAGAUCAUAAUGCUGUAAAGGAUCACCUUUCAUCUUGUUCAAACCUCUCAUACUUGAUAGAUACAAACAAUGUAGAGGAAAAAAUAGAUGUAGCAUCUUCCAUGAAUGCAGAUACAUACACUUCAGUUGAAAAUUGGAAUGAUAUGCCAGAAGUUCCAACUUAUGAUGCAAUGACAAAUGCAGCUUCUAGAAAAGUGAUACGAUGUGUAAAUGGACUGACAAAAUCAGAACGGCAAAAAUUUAGGAUGAAUGAACAAGAUCGCUUUAAAAAACUUAAUGAUGUUAAUCCUACUUUCGAACGCUCUCGAACUUCGCGAACUAAAGAAAUGAUUCGCAAGAUGGCAAUGCAUCCUCUGUAUGAUAUUACAGAGGUUGAAAACAGUAUAAAAGUCAGCCAAAAAAUACCCAACAAAAGUACACAGGAACAAGAUUCUAAUGCAAAUUCAACUAAUGAAUUUCGAGAUAUAUUUCAAAAAACAUUAUAUGAUGAAUUACUUCCUGAUUAUAAACCUGAUGAAAGUUGGAAAGAUAGUAAAUUCAUCAUUAAUGAAAGUAAACAUGUGAAAUCUAAAGAUUGUGUAAAAAUAAAUACCCAGCAGAAACUAACAGAAUGUUUUUUGGCUGACAAUGACACGUCGUACAAGUCUUUUAAUGAUCCGGGUCCAUCUGGAAUAUCUUUAAAAAGGGAAAGUAGAAAAGAAAAAAGUCUUUUGCUUGUUGAUCAAAAUCAAGAAGCAAAAAAUAAGGAGGAACAAGAAAAUGUAACUGAGGGAAGUUCUGUUUUUGAUACAUUCAGUGUUAAUACUUCGAAGAGAGAAAUUGAGUGUACUGCGAACACUCAUGAUGUGAAUACUUCGAGUGAACGAGUUACUGAUAAGUUGUUAAAUUUAUUGAUGGAAAAGACGGAGAAAAUAGAACUUGCAGAAAAAACAAAAGAAAACGAUAAAAAUAAUGAAAAAGAUGAGAACGAUAAAAAUAAAGAAAAAGAUAAAAAAUAUGAAAAUAAAAACCCUUGUUUAGUAUGGGAAAACAUGAUAUGUAAACUUAGUGAUCGAUUGGAUGAUCUAACAAAUGCUCAAACCAUUGCUGCGGAACAAAGCGCGCUGUUAGCCAAAGAGGUGAGUGAUCUCAAGCAGAUGAAGAGAUGUUGUAACACUCAGUUACCUGGAAUGUUGAAUUCGCGUUGUGCUGCUAAUUUUACUGAACGAGUGUCACCGUUACAUCCAACACAUACAAAGAAUCAUAAUGUGUCUCAAGAAGCACCUACAUCUUUGGGAAAUGCACCGAACUCGUACAAUGCAAAUAGAGAUGACGAUAUAUUUAAUUUAAGAGAUAACAGUAAAUUGCCUGAACUUAAAACUCCAAAAGACUUCAGUCACUGUUAAGAUAUAUGUUGUUAAGAUUUAUCAUUAGGAUAUACUUAUGUUUCUAACUAAUCGCAUAUGUUCUAUUUUUUUAUCAAUAAUUGAAUGUAACUUUGGAAUAUCUCAAAACGAAUCUACUUGUUCCUGGGGAAUAUUUUUUAUAAGAGAAAUGCAAAUGACUAUACAUAGAAUAUUUUAAGUUUAACAUGUUAACUAUUACAAAGAUUACUUAUAAUUAACAUGAUAUUACCGUAUAUUAUUAAUUUACAUGUAAAAUAUAACUAUACACUUAACGAUGUGUGUAAUCGAAAGAUAAAAAGUAGCUAACAAAUAUACAUCAUAGAAAAUGUA
Molecule: messenger RNA, 2245 nt
Organism: Odontomachus brunneus
Lineage: Eukaryota; Metazoa; Arthropoda; Insecta; Hymenoptera; Formicidae
Exons: 5
Coding region: 386-1915 (509 amino acids)
Source: RefSeq, a predicted model, not a curated record